Folsomia candida is the source of this 8436-nucleotide messenger RNA. It is a transcript of the gene sdt, whose product is annotated as MAGUK p55 subfamily member 5. The record is from RefSeq and is a predicted model, not a curated record. Gene Ontology annotation, cellular component: plasma membrane; adherens junction. NCBI's taxonomy places the organism in Eukaryota, Metazoa, Arthropoda, Collembola, Entomobryomorpha, Isotomidae. The transcript has 31 exons. Gene Ontology annotation, biological process: generation of neurons; protein localization to plasma membrane; morphogenesis of an epithelial sheet. The coding region runs from base 3613 to 7005 and encodes 1130 amino acids. Gene Ontology annotation, molecular function: protein binding.
UGUCGCUCUCUCAUUCCCCCACGGCAUCAAUUAUUCAACUUUCUGCACAACUCGGCCAUGUAGUUUCCUUAUCACCUCUGCCAUUCCGAUUGUCCUUAUUACCACAGGUGUCAAGAUCUCUGUUGUGUGACAAGCAUGCAGAUGCGUGUCCUUGUAAACCAGACAAUCAAAUCUAAUUGGUGGUUGUGAAGUGACGAAAAACGACGACUUUAGAGGAGUAAAUUGAGCCAAUUCGUGAGACUUGAGAACAUAGUGUAACAUUGAUCACAGCAAUUUUGUACGUUAAAAAGUAAGGACUCUAAACAAACUGUACACAACCAAGUACUUAAUAUUUGGGGACCACCACUCAGAAUCAGAGAACGCACAAUCAAUAAUUUUACUACACAGAGUUGUUAACGUCAAGAUGAUGAUUCUCCUUCAUCAUCGUCGUCAUCAAAAUCAUCAGCAGGGGACUUGAAAACCAUGUCUGUGAUCACCUCAACUCCUGUGCAUUUUGUGACAUGGUCGAAUACCUGGAUAUUUUUCAUGGCAGCCGUUCUUGGUCUGACUCUGAGUCUUUGUUUCAUCCUCACAAUCUGCACAUGCCGCUCCUUCUUCCUCAACUACUCCUGUGAGUCCAUGGAUGACGAAUUUGAAAGUGAAACUAAUCCAAUCAUGGUUCAAGAAAAAUCUGAGCUUCAGUCACAAGCAGCAGGAAUUCAAAGUUGUAGCAACCAGGGCGAGAAUGGACUGAGGACCGCUGGGGGGAAGGGACGUAAAGUCGUCGGACUCAAGGCUGUUGUAGUCGUCUGCUGAACAAACUUUGGAUAACCAAAGAGGAAAUCUUUGGAAAGGAAAAUAAAUUGAAUCUCAUCUUCGCUUGUGCAUCCGACUCAAUCGAUAAUGAAAACUGUUGAAUACGAUCUUUUGAAGAAACUCGUACAAAGGCAAAGUCUGUAAUCUCUUCUUUUUCUCUGAUCAUCGCCAUCCAGCCAAAACAGCCACAAAAUUAUCGCUUAGUCGGGUCGGCCAGCUUAGUUGUCUCCAUCAUAACCUUCUUAAAUAUCUAUCUACAUACGACUUACUUGGUCUCCUUUCCGUCGUUUCUCACGUCAUGCAGUGAUUAUGGCAAAUAAACCGUCUUAACAAUUCCCCCUGAGAAGAUUGUUUGCUCGAGUUUCGGAAUGACAUGUUCUCACCGUCUUUGCAUGAGAGCCAGGCCGCUGUUUUUGUCAAUAGUGCAAUAACACUAAAGUGAACUACACAUCGUUCUAAAGCAGCAUGAAGGCUUAAUAAGAAAUCAAUAAUCUUCAAGCAGCAAGAAUCCGUGUGUAGCAUUAUAAUACGAUACACCAUUGGUGGUGCUGAAAAGCAAACAGAUUACAUAAAUUCAUGUAGGUAUUUGUGUGAAGAACGCUAUGCAUGUGCUGCAGAAGACGUGCUACAAAAUGGAUCCGGCGUCAAGCUGAGCAAUCCUCGGAUUACAGACUAACUUAAAAAUAAUAAUUUUAAAACAAAAGUUCUCGGAUGAUUUUUAUCCGCUUUCGAAGGGUUGGGUUGAGGAGCUAAAUAUACAUUUUUAUCACGGACCACCGAGUUGAUGAUUUGCAUAUGACAUAGGCGUGAGUGGAUAGGAACUUGUUGAAAUAUUUAUAAUUUCUUCCAACCCAUUUCUAUUAUUGCUAUUACACUCGCUCAAGAGGAUGGCUGGAUUUCAUCGAUUCCUAGCACAGAGGAAAACUGCAAAUGCGUCAAAUUACAAGGAUGAAUGGGAAAAGAUAAGAUAUACGGAUUUGGCAUUAAACUGCUGAAAUUGGGUUUCCAGAUUCCAACUUUCACAUUCUAAAAGUUUUAUUGAAUACAUUUAAAGUUGGGCUCGAAGCAGACUCAACAACCGAGACACCACUGUUUGGAUUUUGCAUCUUGAAAGUGAAAGCACUCACUCGACGGUGUGAAAGAAGUGAAGCACUGCAUGUGGAAGGUUGUGCCGUGUGUUGUGUCUUCCUUAAGCUGCUGAUUUAGAGUGAAGGGUGAUGGUCGUGGUGGUGAUGAGGCUGUGACAGAAUAGCAAAACGGAGCGAGAUCAAGUUUGAAAAAAAGUUAAUAGUUGGAUUAAGCGGUGGCAUGGUGGUGGUGGUGGAAGGAAUCAUGCUUCAUAUACUCUAGAUUUUCACCACCAGCAACUUUCCCUUAUCAUCAAUGUCUGACAAUCAUCACUGACAUCAGUGGCAGCAUAUUGAUCAACCCGUGCAACAUUUGGUUAUGGCAAGAGCAAAGGGAAUGAACUAGAAAUAAAUCCCAAAGUUUUACUUCAACUCUGACUAAUAGUCAUAAGCCACAAACUCACCGCACACUAACCAGCAGCAUCAGCAGUACAGAGCACCGUGUGCAUGAGUUGAGUGGACACAAAGUCCCACACAACAGUCCCACCGGAAAAGACCGAGAGAGCAAGUAGUGUAAUUUAAUGAGAAAGUUUAACGAAAUAUUCUCUCUAAAAUUUUCCCUUCUUCCUUCCCUCUCGACACACUUGUAUUUGCCACAUUAAACAAAAUGCGGCUUUAACUUUAAUGUGGUCUUCACGAGUGAGCUGAACUGUUGCGAACAGGGGAGAAUGUCGCAAAAGAAACUUUCCAAGAUCCAAGUGGGCAGUUUUAGGCAAGAAAUAAGUUAAACGGAAGCAAGUGUUAAGAGUAAUGGGACACUGAAAAUCAUAUAAUAAAUCACGGGUUAAAUUAUUGAACGUUCCGCAGGGACUACGCUUUAUGGGUCAUAGAUUGACACCAUUCCUUAUAUAUUUAGUGGAUACUGCAGCAGCAUCUGUGCGGAAAAGACAAAGGAGUCACUCUCGGUGUGGUCGGGCCUCGUCUUAUUAAUUCUUAAACAUUUAUGUCCAGGUGAUUUUGAAGAUUUGAAAUGACCAACUAGAAUGAGAGACAUGCUCCGACUAAGGACGUAAACCAUAUCACCGCUAUGUUUACGACCGCCCGUGGUGGCUAAGUAAAAUCAUCUCGAAGGAGAAAGUACAUGGAUACGUACACGAGGAGGAUAUGUAGAAUACGUAAUGAGAGAAAGCUUUGUCCGUUAUGAAGAGCCCUGAAGCUAAAAGUUCCACCAGAGUAGCAGGGCAGAAAUAGGAAUAGAAUGAAAAUCUCCCCAGACAAGCUCUUCCCUUCUUUCCGGUUGUAGAUACAUAAUUGCGCUGUGUAUGCGAAUAUGUAUUGAGGAAAUUGUGAAACUAUAUCUGCUUUCUCCAGAAUAAUGUUUAACUGCUGCCAGGUACGAGUAGCUCUGACUUUUCGACUGAAUUAUUGUAAUUCGUGCUGUUACUGUCACAUCAUUUCCAACUCGACUAAAGCUCUCACCGCCGCGUUGUUGACGUGACCGGGACGUCGUGGGGCUUAGGAAAGGAAGAAAGAAAGCGGGGAGACGACCGACCAGCACCACAAAAAAUAAGUGUGUACGAGAGAAAGAGAGAGAGAAAGCAGAGUCAAAGUUCACCUUCAGUGGCUGUCCAUUUCAACCGAGGGGAGGAAUUUGGUGCAGACGAGGGUUGUCUGCUAAGUUUCAGAGGACACCAUCCUGGACCCGUGUUAUGUAUUCGAGGUGCUGGACUUGACCCUUUUGCAAACGAAUAUGGUCGAUUUGGGAGGUUAUGUGAUCAUUAUUGUGGAAACAAAGGACAAAAAGAUAAAGCUUUAUGGUUCACCUGCCGACAAAGCAGAUCUCGAGGUUGGUGAUGAGAUUUUGGAAGUGAAUGGGCGUUCAUUGGAAGAUGCUACACAUACAGAAGUCAUAUCGCACAUCCACCAGUGCAUAAGAUCAAGAACGAUAUGUCUUCGAGUAAAAAGAAGAAGCGGAAACAAGCUCGCUCUGGACCUAGCCUCACAAAGUAACGUUCAAGAUGCGUUUGUCAUUGCUGUUGAACAACAAGCACGAGAGCGUCUCGAAAAAUUAUCUGCUCUCAAACGCAUCAAGCCGGUGGAUAUGACAAAGUUGUCUCAUCAGCUGAGCGAAGUCCCAUCCGGAGGAGAUACAUCCGAGCUAAACGGACUUAUUGAAGCAGCAACAGGGAGCCCUAUAUAUGUGACAUCCGCCUCCGAGUUGAGCAGUUCUUCCCAGUCAGCUCUUCACAGAACAGCAGCAGGUUCGACAACGGGCGGUGGCGGCGGUGGUGGAGAUAACAUUUCGGACCGUUCUCCACUUCGCAGCGUUGAUGGUAACAACGUCACCGUGGUCGGUGUCAACUCCACUUCUUCCAGCAGCAAUCAUCACCUUCUUCCAGCAACCACUUCCACCACGGCAGCAGAAGGCGACGACGACGAAGAGAAUGUUCUGACAACCAGGGCACAGGUCAGAAAAGCUCUGCCCAACGGACAGUAUCCUGACACGGCCAGAAAGUCAUCAAGCAGAGACAGCAUCAACAGCAGUGGGAAGACGUCGGGUGGUUCCCGGGAGAGCAUCGACGUGGAAGGGGCCAAGUCCUCAUCAAGCCGGGGUCGAGGAGGGAAAUUGAAUUCCAGCCGAGAGUCUGUCGCCGACCCUGCGCAGUAUGCCAACAUGAUCAACAUGGUGGAAUGGGACAACAAUGGUCCACAUCGAGAAAUGGCUGUUGAUGUCCCGGAAUCUUUCGUACCCAGAAAUAAAACCCCACCGCGCUACCCACCCAACAAGGCAUCCACCCUCAACGCCUCCAAUAACAAUAACAAACCCGCACUGACCAAGACUGUCAGCAGCGGUGGAGGGGUGGCUGUCAUGUCCAGUGAUGGUGUUGGCGUUCGUGGCAAUGGGACGCUGACGGGACAAAAUGGUGCGACCAAGCCAGUGCCCCCUCCCAGAAUUGGGGACAACAAGGAGACGGGGAGUUGGUCGAGUGUGAACAAUAAUAAUACACAAAUCCCUUAUGUCCAUCCAAGAACAAUUGUCAGUCCAAGCAAGACUGGUACGGCUAUUGCCGCAACAACGCCGUCCAGAGAUGAAGCUGAAAGGAUACGCAAAUACCAGGAGGAGCUGAAAAAGCGACGGGAGCAGGAGGAGCAACAUGCGAAGGAGCAGGAAUUCCUUAGAACUUCGAUUAGAGGUUCCAAGAAGUUGCAAGCCUUAGAAAGUGGGCGAGAGGAGAGCCCAGUCUCGGGCUUUGUCAACGACGCCUAUGACGAUGUCGACGAGGACAGAAUUCCGUAUCCACAUCCGCGGUUUGACGCCAGCACCAGUUUGCAAAAGCCUGUUGGAUUGACAGAUCUUGUGGCCAGCUUGCAUAGAGUACAGCAAACCCUAAAGAAGAACGGACUUCAUCUAGAUGAAACCGUUUCCGCCGUGGGCACUUUAAUGCAGACACCGGAAUUUCAGCAAAUCCUUGCCGUUCAUAAUAAAGUACAAGAUGUAUGGUGUUUCAACGCCCCUCCGACCCCUUUCUCCGCUCACGCUCAUCAACUUGUUCAAGAGGUUUCUGGAAGCCUUUACAAUUGCUCAGUCCCUGAGUCAGUCGAACUUACCGAAAUCCUCAGCAGAGUCGACUUGGAAGGAGUUUUGUACUCUCAUGAUAAAAUUGCUGAGCGCGAGAGACUGCUAAUGACGAACGAUUCGGCUACUGGAGAGUCAGUCGAUGCUGACCCCGUCGUCAUCAGUAGUAGCAUCAUUCCCGUCGUCCCACAAACAUCCCUCAUCAAUCCACCAAAGCCUUCUGUUCGGCCUUUCGUCUCUGAACCCCAACCUGAUGACAGAAUAAAAGUCGUCCGAAUAGAAAAGACUCAGGACCCUCUCGGUGCCACUGUGAGAAACCAAUGUCUUCAUGGAUCAAACGAUCUGGAUGCGGUUGUAAUUGGUAGAAUAGUGAAGGGUGGAGCUGCGGAGAGAAGCGGACUCCUGCACGAGGGAGACGAAAUCCUGGAAGUAAACGGUCUUGAAAUGCGUGGGAAGGGGGUGAACGAGGUGUGCGAAAUACUAAGCCGAUUGACAGGGACGUUAACUUUUCUAAUUGUACCUACACAAAGCCCACCUACAAUUCAACAACGAAGAGAUGUUCUGAUACAUGUACGAGCUCAUUUCGAUUAUGACCCUGAAGAUGACCAGUACCUUCCUUGUCGAGAACUUGGGAUAGCGUUUAGCAAAGGCGAUGUUCUGCAUGUAAUCAAUCAAGAUGACCCUUCGUGGUGGCAGGCCCACCGCGAAGGAGAAGAAGACCAAGCUCUGGCUGGGUUAAUUCCCUCAAAGUCCUUCCAAGAACAGCGUUGCACACUCCAACAACAAUUGCUGGGUGAGACAGAGACGAGAGAAAAAUCGAGAAAGGGAACUUUACUUUGUGCCAAAUCCCAGAAAAAGAAAAAGAAGAAAAUUCCAUACAGCUCAGCAUUUAAUGACGAUUUUGAUGCUGAGGAAAUUCCCACCUAUGAAGAAGUAUCCUUGUACUAUCCCCGAACAAGUUUCAAGCGGCCUGUCGUUCUCAUUGGGCCACCAAAUAUUGGGAGACACGAACUUAGACAAAGACUAAUGCAAGAAUCGGAACGUUUUGCUGCAGCCGUCCCUCACACAAGUCGAACGAAGAAAGAUGGAGAGAUUGAUGGACAAGACUAUCAUUUUAUUAGUAGAGCCCAAUUUGAAUCUGAUAUUUUAGGAAGAAAGUUUGUAGAACAUGGGGAAUUUGAAAAGGCUUAUUACGGCACAAGUUUAGACGCCAUUCGCAGUGUGGUUAACCUCGGGAAAAUUUGUGUUCUUAAUCUCCAUCCACAGUCGCUUAAAAUGUUACGAAAUUCUGAUUUGAGACCCUACAUUGUGUUCGUAGCCCCACCACCUCUGGAAAGAUUGAAACAAAUGCGAAUCGCCAGAGGAGAAGCUUACAAGGAAGAGGAGCUAAUAGACAUAAUAGAGAAAGCGAGAGAAAUGGAUGAAAAAUAUGGCCACUAUUUCGACCUGGUGAUAAUCAAUAACGAGAUUGAGAGAACUUAUCACGAAUUGCUACAAAGGAUAAAUUAUACGGAACGCGAACCGCAAUGGGUGCCAGCAUUUUGGGAGGUUAAGGUGGGAUCCUAAGACGUUUACACUGGAAACCACCAACCAUACACCUAUAAUAGAACCAACCAAUAAGAUGGCCAUUCUCAUUUGAUACCUCUUGUUACAUAUAAAUACAUAAGCCAUACUAGAAGCCAUCCUCCCUUUGAUGCAACCAAUAAUAUGAAAAAUUUGCGUAGGAAGAAAUCUCCAUUAACUCCUCCCUUAUCUGUGAUCAUGAUAAUCAACAAUAAUCACUCUUGUGUUUCAGCCUCUCAACUCUCAAAAUGUGUCAAGUUCUAUUACUGUGCUAUUAUUGUUUUCCAGCAUAUGAUAUGCAUAAUAUUGUUUCGAAAUCCUUAAACUCGGUGUCCAGUUGUAAUACAUGCGUUGUUAUUACGGAUGUCCAACUAAUGGCAUUUCCUUCGUGAAGAUUAUGAAGUAAAUGCUCUAUGAUUAUCAUAAGACAAAGUUCGUUAGGAUAUCUAUUUGAAUACCUGCCUAUUUGCAUAAGUUCAUUGCAUAAUUAUGAGAUAGAGUUUUUAUUAUUAAUUGUUACCUUCUGACAGCAAUAAUUUUCAAAUAAAAUAUUAUUAAACGUGGUUUGUACAAUUAAUAUAGUUCUUAUAAAACAAACGCAAGUUUUUCAUAGGCUAUUCAUGUAAGUGUGUAUACAGGUUCAAUUAUGUAUAUCUUAUUAUCUACAUCUGUCCGCAAUUGGAGUGAGUGUGUUGUUCAGCCAUGCCAAAGUAAUUUUAAGAAUAUACUAAUAACUAACAGUAAUUUGAGAUGUACCAAACUUGAGAAUAUAAAAAAAUGCGAAUGAAAAAUUAAAAACAAAGUUGUUGGUAUUUGAAGAGAUUAUGAAGCUAUUAGUAUUAGGAUGAUUGAGAUUCAACUGUGUUUUACUAAACUACGUAACUGACAUGUUUUUUGAAGUAAUGAGGAAAUACAUUAAAAAUAGCCCCAAUUUUACAAGACAAAAUUAUGCUACUGUCGUAUUAUUUCCAAUGAUUCCUUAUUACUAGGCAAAAAUGCAUGUAAACGGAAAUUAUAGCCAUCAGUUUGUUACACAUAUUUAGGUGCUACAUCUUCUGUACAUUUCCUAAAUCUCAAUUUAUAUGUAUACCUUUUUUGUUAGUGAACCUCGAUAAUUUUUGGAUUUUCCAAAAAAGUUGGCCAAAUGCAGUCCUCAGCUAUAAUAAUUAUUGCAUCUAUGAAUGAGGAAGAUAUAUUAUAGUUUUAACGAACUACAGACUGUGUUGUUUGCCAAAAUAUUCGUGAAAAGACUUAAGAAAUUAUAAUAUAUACAGCUAUUUGUGCAUGGAGUUAUUUUUAAUUCAAUAUUUUUUUGUAUUUUAUUAGCGUUAAAAUCUGUACAUAUAUACCCAUUUACUUGAUUAUUGUGAAAGAUUUGUUAACAACUUGUACUUUUAUUAAGUAAUACAUAUAUUACACAUGAAAACGGUUUUA